AUGAGUACGUUUCAGAGCAGCCUCGAGGCUAGGAUCGCCGAAGGUCCCAAAGGCAUCUUGUCUGCCGUGGUAGUGGGAUUCGGUCGAGAUGGAAAAGAUGUGGUGAUGCGCUACGAGAAGAGCGCGGGUCGACAGAGCUGGAGUGCGGAUACACCAGCGUCUCUGGACAGUACCUUCUGGGCGUUCUCUUGCACAAAGCUCCUCACCACCAUUGCCGCUCUGCAGUGUGUCGAGCGAGGCUUGGUGACGCUGGACACCGAAGUGGCGACCAUCCUGCCGGAGCUCAAGGACCCUCAGGUCAUCGUCCCGGACGGAGACUCGUUCACGCUCAAUCCCGCAGCGGCCAAAAUCACGCUGGGACACCUGCUCUCACACACCAGUGGGCUGAACUACGACGCCAUGAAUCCGUUGACGACCGCGUGGAGAAAGUCCCGAGGCGAGGCGCCCCUCGUCUUCAGUGGCCGCGUCAAGGACUCGUACUCGACGCCGCUGCUCUUCGAGCCCGGCGAGGGCUGGGUCUAUGGAGGCUCCAUCGACUGGGCCGGUAUCCUGGUCGAGAGACUCAACGGCAACGUCAAGCUCGGCGAGUACGUGGAGACGAACAUCUUCAAGCCGCUGGGGAUGAAUUCUUCCACCUUCGACAUCAAGAGCCGGCCGGACAUCCAGGACAAGUUGCUGGAGAUGAGCUACCGGGGCAGCGACGGGCUCCUCGUCCCCUCCACGUCGCCCUAUACCGGCUCCUCCGCCGAGCAUAGCGGAGGGAUGGGCCUCGUGACGAGCGUGGCGGACUUUGCUGCUGUGCUGAUGGAUCUGAUCAGGGAGACGCCGAUCCUCCUCAAGAGCGAGACUGUCGAGCAGAUGUUCAAGCCUCAGUUUCUCGUUGGGAGUGCCCAGCACAAGGGACUCCUUGCUCAAGAUUCCCUACACAAACAACUCACGGGCAUCGACAGUGGCGACGCUUCCGCUCCCAUCAGCUUCGGCCUGGGCGGCUUGAUCACGUUGGAAAAAGUGCCCAACCUCCCCAAAGGCACGCUAACGUGGAACGGCAUGCCCAAUAUCGGGUGGUACGUCAACCGUGGUCUGGGCCAGGGAGGCUUGUUCGUCACCCAGAUCUUGCCGGCGGGAGACGAAAUCAGUGUGCAGUUACUAGGCCAGUUGGAGAGAGAUGCGUGGAAGGCCUACUACGCGCACCAUGGCGGCGAGUAG
This is a messenger RNA of Fonsecaea pedrosoi CBS 271.37, 1206 nucleotides long. RefSeq lists its product as uncharacterized. Bases 1 to 1206 code for a protein of 401 amino acids. The transcript is spliced from 3 exons. The record is from RefSeq and is a predicted model, not a curated record. Lineage: Eukaryota; Fungi; Ascomycota; Eurotiomycetes; Chaetothyriales; Herpotrichiellaceae.